GGGGGAGGGGCUGCUCGGCCCUUUAAACCAUUCAGGGCAGCUCCGAGGGCCGCAGCCGGGGACGGCGCCACGCGGGGGCCGAGUAGACGCGGCGGCGGCGGGGCGCUCCGGGGAGGCCCGGGCAGCUGAUGGUUUUGGCGAAGUACCUUAAGGUAGCUGGGUCCACCCCCUCUUCCCCACCUACCUCUUGUCCUCCCCCCACACCACCACCACCCUGGCUCCCCUCCCUCAUGACCGCCUGGAUCCUCCUUCCUGUCAGCCUGUCAGCAUUCUCCAUCACUGGCCUAUGGACUGUGUAUGCCAUGGCCGUGAUGAACCACCACGUGUGCCCCGUGGAGAACUGGUCCUACAACGAAUCCUGCUCUCCUGACCCCACUGAGCAAGGGGGCCCCAAGACCUGCUGCACCCUGGACGAUGUCCCCCUCAUCAGCAAGUGCGGCACAUACCCCCCCGAGAGCUGCCUCUUCAGCCUCAUUGGCAACGUGGGUGCUUUCAUGGUGGCCCUGAUCUGCCUCCUGCGCUACGGGCAGCUCCUGGAGCAGAGCCGUCAUUCCUGGGUCAACACCACGACGCUCAUCACAGGCUGCACCAACGCUGCGGGCCUGGUGGUGGUGGGCAACUUCCAGGUGGAUCACGCUAAGUCUCUGCACUACGUCGGAACCGGCGUGGCCUUCACUGCCGGGCUGCUCUUUGUCUGCCUGCACUGUGCCCUCUCCUACCACGGGGCCACUGCCCCCCAGGACCUGGCUGUGGCCUACCUGCGGAUUGUGCUGGCAGCCAUCGCCUUUGUCUCUCUGAUCCUCAGCGGAGUCUUCUUCAUCCACGAGAGCUCUCAGCUGCAGCACGGGGCAGCCCUGUGCGAGUGGGUGUUUGUCAUCGACAUCCUCAUCUUCUACGGCACCUUCAGCUAUGAGUUCGGGGCAGUGUCCUCGGAGACACUGGUGGCCGCACUGCAGCCUGCCCCCGGCCGGGCCUGCAAGUCGUCCGGGAGCAGCAGCACCUCCACACACCUCAACUGUGCCCCUGAGAGCGUCGCCAUGAUCUGAGGUCUGGGGAGGGUGGCCGGCCCGGCCCCCGCAGCUCCCCACCCCGUAUCUCCUUUGCAUUUAUUUUGUACCAAAAAACGAUUUUGAGAAAGUAUUCUGUUGGGACAGAGGCUUCCUCGCUCCUGGAGGAGUGGCCAUCCCACACCCACCUGUGCCAUACAGGAGCGGGCCCUGGCAGCUGCCCAAGCUGCACACAGCCUGCCCCCCACACCGCAGUGUUAUUUUUAUGUUUUAAAGGUCACGUAUCCUCAUUCACCCAGCCAGCCCUUCAGGUGCCUUCUACUCCCCCAGUGCCACUGGGGUUUCCUGCUGCAGGAAUUGGGGGCUGGGAACAGCAAGAGGGACAGCAGUCUGGGGGUGGGGGUGAGCACUCCUUGGUCUGUGGGAAGGCCCACUUCUGGGCCCACUGAGCUGCACUGGGAUUCUUCACUCUGUCCCUUUCUUUAGGGCAAAUAACACAGCAGAACCACGUGGGUAUUUUAGUACUUUUUUAUAUAUAUAUAUCUAUUAAAAGAAUCCUAAUUUGCAUGUUUGUAGUCUGUUCUGGAGAGUCUCGGAGAGGGCCUGAUCCUGGCUUUCCCUAGGCAAAGGAUGGGAGAAAGCCUCUGCCCCCAGGGAGGGUCCUGAGUGCCCGCUGCUCUUUGAGAGCAGGACUGCCAAAAACAAAGGAUGCCAAGUGCUAUCCAAAUACCCCGCAAGGGCUUGAAGCCCUUUCUGGGCCUUUAAACAGUCUAAAGAGCCAACUUGAUCCUUUCACACUUCCUGUCCUGCUCAGAGUCUGGUUUGAAGUUUGAUUCCACACUAAGGGAUAUGAGGAAGGAAGGAUACAGAGAAUAACUUGAAAAUGUUUGUUAGAAGCAAUCUUUGCAGUGAAGCUAAAGAAAGCCCCUGGGAUUCUAAGGUUGACUAAAGAUUGCAGGGGGAGGGCGGGAGAUGGGCUAGUUUUUCUUUACCAUUUUUAAGUAACUACUGGCUGCCAGACCCUGACAUAUUUUGCUUUCCAACCACAGACACAGAGGCCCAAGCCCUGGCUGGUCCCGCUUGGUGGCCAAGUUCUUGACCUGGGCCCUACUGCCCUGAGGCCAGCAGGCUUGGC
Messenger RNA from Kogia breviceps (pygmy sperm whale), 2142 nucleotides. RefSeq names its product transmembrane protein 150A. Lineage: Eukaryota; Metazoa; Chordata; Mammalia; Artiodactyla; Physeteridae. The record is from RefSeq and is a predicted model, not a curated record. Gene Ontology annotation, biological process: protein localization to plasma membrane. Gene Ontology annotation, cellular component: plasma membrane.